Messenger RNA from Glarea lozoyensis ATCC 20868, 864 nucleotides. RefSeq names its product NAD(P)-binding Rossmann-fold containing protein. The coding region runs from base 1 to 864 and encodes 287 amino acids. Lineage: Eukaryota; Fungi; Ascomycota; Leotiomycetes; Helotiales; Helotiaceae. The transcript is spliced from 2 exons. The record is from RefSeq and is a predicted model, not a curated record.
AUGGCGAUCCUAAUUACUGGCGGUACAGGCAAGACGGCAAGUCGUAUUGCGAAGUAUUGUUUGGACUCCAAAAUACCCUUUCUAGUUGCAUCUCGAAAAGGGCAAUCAAUUUCAUCGGAAAGUUAUCCCGCUGUCGAUUUCGACUGGACAAACUCGGCGACGUUCAGGAACCCAUUUCAGUACAAGUUUCCUAAUGGUGAAGGGAUUGAUAAAGUGUAUCUGGUAGGACCAGAUACCGCGGACCCCAUCUCUGAAAUGGCACCGUUCAUAGAUCUUGCAAAGGAGCAGGGAGUUAAGAAAUUUAUAUAUUUCAUUGGCAGCUCUGCUGAACUUGGUGGGCACUACGUUGGCAAGGUAUGGAAGAAGUUGGCUGAAAGCGAGAUCGAAUAUACAGUUCUCAGAGCAACUUGGCUUAUGGACAACUUCCUUUCCUGGCAACAUGGCGCAACCAUCAAAAAUGAAAACAAGAUCUACUCAGCCUGCGGCGACGGCCAAAUCCCGUUCAUCAGCGCCAAUGACAUUGCUCGAAUGGGUUUCUUCCUCUUGACGGACCCAAAGCCCCAUGAGACAAAUUAUAGGGUUCUCGGUCCUGAACCUUUGACCUUUGAUCAAGUCGCCGAAAAACUCAGUCAAGGUAUUGGUCGAACCAUUCAGCAUGUGAAGAUUUCUGAACAAGAAUCUUGCGAGAGACUCGUUAAUUUUGGUAUGUCGGAGUAUCUUUCUAGAUUUUUGGCAAAGAUUGAGGUUGGAACGGCGAAUGGCGCGGAAAACUUUAUUGGUAAUGAUGUUGAGAAGGUUACUGGGAAGGCACCGGAGACGUUUGAGGCUUGGGUUGCUGAUAAUAAGGGUGCCUUUGAGAAGUAA